This is a messenger RNA of Cantharellus anzutake, 2016 nucleotides long. RefSeq lists its product as uncharacterized. Lineage: Eukaryota; Fungi; Basidiomycota; Agaricomycetes; Cantharellales; Hydnaceae. Gene Ontology annotation, cellular component: endoplasmic reticulum membrane. Gene Ontology annotation, biological process: protein N-linked glycosylation; cellular response to oxidative stress. The transcript has 3 exons. The record is from RefSeq and is a predicted model, not a curated record. The coding region runs from base 195 to 1946 and encodes 583 amino acids.
AUUUUCAACGAGAGACGGCACCGUUAGCUGAACCGCGUCCGAAAGUCUACCCAUUUGUUUGCGCGGAUUUGUCUAGUCCGAGAUCGGUUGGCGCGGGUGCUAUUGUCAAAUAUUCACUCCUACACAAUCUUUCACUCGCAUUGUGGCAACCGAUUGAGACGUUGAAUCGUUUCCGCAUCUGACAAACAAGCAUCAUGAGCAGCCACAAUAGACAUCAUGCAAGUGCGGCUUCUCGUUCACGAAUUAGUGCCCUUUCACAAUCACUCGGUUUCACUUCCAUCUCCUCGCACCCACCCAAUGCUUCAACACCUCGCAAUCUCUCUCCAGUUCAAUCGCGUUCUAAUUCGCCUGGACCGACUCAAACACAUCAACAAUUGUCUGCUUCGUUACCUUCCCUUCCAAUGCAACCACCGCCUUUCCCUGCUCCAUCUCUCUCCGCAUCCAUUCCGAAUUCUUCAGAUAUGAACGAUCCACCUUCACCUAGAUCACGUAGUCGAAGCAAUGCGUCCAUCUCGUCACAAAUGUUUCCCAAUGUAGCGGCUUCUGGUCCUCCACCCAAUGCUCCAGCAGCAAUAUUUGCUGCUGGCCCCGGAGCAUAUUACGCAUAUCCGUUCUUUCCUCCACCUCCACCCUCGCAUGUCCCUUCCCACACCACAGCACCUAGUGUUGGCGUUAAUUCAGGACAUCAUGAUGCCCCUGGGAUCGGGGUAGGGAUGGGAGGGCUAAGAACUUCGUAUUCCAGUCCUCAUCUUCCGUAUUUGUUUGAUGCUGGGGGGUUGGCUGCUUUCCACCACCACCAACAGCAGCAGCAGCAGCAAGAGCGAGAAAGACAACAAAGACAGCAAGAAUUAGAACAUCAGGUUUCUGUUGCGCAGGCACAGCAGAAUUUACAAAACUCGUCUGUGGAGUUAAACGAUGACGAUGUGACGAGUUUGCAACCUCCUCCGUAUGGUCAUCACGAGACGACAUUUUCGAUCGGCCAGCCGCAGGUUUCGACGACCUCUGCAGAUUCAGCUCCCGUGCAAUUUCCCACUCCUCGCCGGGGGACUCGGGCUCACAGUCGUAGCCACGGCCACUUGACACUUCAAACCACUUCGGCGUCUGUGCCACUUCUUUCCUCCUCUGGUCCUCCGUCUCCUUCGUACUACCGCUCGAGCGGUAAUCCUGAUAGCAUGAAUGGCACCAACAACACGAAUGCGAGAUCGAGACGUCCAGCUCGAAAUGCUGGUUCUUUUUCGCAGCAACAACCACAACAUCAUCAGUCUGACCACCCUAAUCGUUAUGAUUAUCUUGGUGCUGAUGAAGGGCAGAACAAUGGGCGGAAUGAGGGGUGGGAGGUGAAAGGAAGGAGGGGACAGCAACGGGGUUUCGGACAAGAAGACUCGAGUAGUUCGGAUGCAUGGCAGAGCCAGAUUGCUUUGAGUAAUAGGGUAAAGGGAGCGAGAGGCGGGAGGUGGAGGACUGGUUGGAAGGACAGAGAUAAGGAAAGAGACAGGGAAAGGGCAAGAAGAAGAGUGGAUUACUCCGAUUAUGAGGAGCUAGACGAAAUGGAUAGGACAGUGUUUGUUGAUGAGAUCGACGCUGCGUUGAGAAGAAGCAGGAAGAGGAGGGCUGUGAGGAUGGCGGAGACAGACGAGUCAAGCCAUGAUCCUACAAUGCGCUGGCAAACAUCCAGGCGACGGACGUUCUCAUCCUCAUCCACGACAUCGUUUUCACCUCGUUCUAGUCCUGUCUCGCUCUUCAGGAAUCGCCGGCCAGACUGGGCACGAGUAUUUCCCCCAAUUAUCAUCUUCUUCAGAUUACUUUCGAUCGUACCCGCCUCAUUGGCGAUCAUUUCCCAUGUAUGGAAUAUUGCUGUUCUUGAUCCAGACACAUUUUCGUCUUGGCUAACGUUACCCCUUCGUACGUUAUCUACAGGCAAUGCUGACAGCGCAUCAAUGUCGUAAAUUCACCAAGGGUCUCUUCCUCCGUUGGAAAGCCUACUAUCCACUCUUACCUACCCUGAUACGUCUUCUC